Messenger RNA from Alosa alosa (allis shad), 1989 nucleotides. RefSeq names its product CXADR-like membrane protein. Gene Ontology annotation, biological process: cell-cell adhesion. Gene Ontology annotation, cellular component: cell-cell junction. Bases 879 to 1316 code for a protein of 145 amino acids. The transcript is spliced from 7 exons. The record is from RefSeq and is a predicted model, not a curated record. Gene Ontology annotation, molecular function: integrin binding. NCBI's taxonomy places the organism in Eukaryota, Metazoa, Chordata, Actinopteri, Clupeiformes, Clupeidae.
UACAGUAUGUCUCGAAACCUCUGAACACAAACAUGGAGUCUUUCCCUCUCCUUCAGCAACUUCUCUGGAUCUCCCUUCUGUGUUCUGCCGACUUCUAUGUAUCUGGUCAGAACUGCAGAGGGAGGGAGCCAGUCAUCGAUCCUCCUGCUCUUGUGGUGAAGUACGGAAGUCCAGCCACAGCAACCUGCCGCACUGAGUACAAUACUACCAGGAUGAGCUGGGAGGCAACAAUGGGAGCUUCAAGCAAAGAGAACACACAGCAGCUGGUCUGGAGUGUGGACAGUGUGACUGACUGGUCACUGAAGGAUGGCAUAUUAUGGUUAGCCAUCUAUGAAUAUGAACCCUGUACGACUCAUCUACCCAUCACCAUUUAUAAAAUUCCAGAGAAUGUAGACCUUGUUAUACAUAAUGCUGGUCCACUGGUGGAGGAACACACAUACUGGCUGGAGUGUGAGGUUAAGAGUGUGGCUCCAGUUAACAACCUCACCGUCAUCUGGUUCAGAGGGGACAGCAAGCUGGAACAGUCAGACUUCACUCAGUUCAAUAUUGAGGGCGACGGAGAUCAGAACGUCACUGUGAGGGCUAAUCUGAGUAUCAUAGCUUCCAGAGAGGACAACAGAGCCUCCUACAGCUGUGCUGCCCAACUGGAUCUUGAGAACACAACAGACACCACCUCUAAUAUCGUCUAGCUGGAAGUAUUCUGUAGGUCUUGUAUUAUUUGUGAACACAAGAGAUAGGAGAGAUUGGGGACAGGUGUAACACAGGUGUAAGUCCACUAUUGGGGACAAUGAAAAUAUGGAUGUCAACAGUAAGUGGACCUUUUAGUAACCCUUCCACAAGGGUUAACUCCAACAUGUUUCUAUUUUCCCCUGAAAUACAUGUUGCAUUUCAAUGUAAGAGACAAACCCAGAUUAGUGAGCCUCAACCAAAAUGUGAGCUUAACAGAGGGGGACCGUCUGGAGUUGAACUGCACUGCUGAUGCCAACCCCAGCCCCACAUAUGAGUGGAGACGCGACAACAAGACUCUGGAGAACAACAGCAGCAGCAGCACUCUCCUCAUCGAGUCUGUAGAGAUGGACAGUGCUGGUGUCUAUGAGUGCAUUGUCAGCAACACUCAGGGGAAAGUCUCUGUAAAGAUAAGAGUGGAUGUCAGGAACAACCCGAGGGGAAUCAUAAUAGACAACCCAAGGACAAUCAUAAUAGACACACCGAGGGCAAUCAUGAUAGGUGUGGUGGUCGUAGCGCUGGUCGUGUUCCUGGUUUUAGUGGUUCUGAUCAGGAGGAAGCACUGCAAAAGAAAUGAGCCCCACCAAUGAGAGCCCCUCCAUGUGAAAUGAAAUCAGCAGAAGCAGGAGAAGAGCCUCCGAUCACACUCAAGGUCCCAAAAUCAUGUCUGGCCAUGAUACUGCAUACCUUGUGAGAAUUUGCAUAUUUUUUUAAAUGUUUAAUAAUCUUAUUCAUAUAACCACUGCUCCCUGAAUGCAAGGAAAUGGGAUACAACAUGGAUAAGAGAUAAUGCUUAAUUGGACCGAAAUAAUUGACACAGUUGAAUCAUAUGAGCAUUGUAUGUGUUUUCUUGGAUAUGUAUGUACAUAUCUUGGUAUGCCAUUAUAUACAUUACACAGGGUUCCCACGGGUCAUGGAAUUUCUGGGAUGUCAUGGAAUUUCUAAGUAUAUUCCAGGCAUGGAAAUCAGGCAUUGAAAAUGAUCAUUUUUGGGUCAAAGUCAUAGAAUAUCAGGGAAUUUUGUUGUAGCAGUUUAAAAUGUGCUAGACUAGGCGGCGGUCAUAUUUCGUACUGCUCUGUGCUACAUCUAGUUUAGCUCCAAUGUAGUCAUGUUACAAUUUGCAAAAUUCUACUCCAAGGAGCAAAACACCUCCACAGAUUUGCAUAGCAUAACACACAAUGUCUGCCUCACCCUUUUUGCAAAACAUUACACACAGUGAUUUGUAAAACUCUACACACAUUUUCACACCUUAUGGCCUCCUUA